Messenger RNA from Melopsittacus undulatus (budgerigar), 1253 nucleotides. It is a transcript of the gene GRAP, whose product is annotated as GRB2 related adaptor protein. Gene Ontology annotation, biological process: regulation of MAPK cascade; signal transduction. Bases 45 to 695 code for a protein of 216 amino acids. Gene Ontology annotation, cellular component: nucleoplasm; plasma membrane; COP9 signalosome. Gene Ontology annotation, molecular function: epidermal growth factor receptor binding; phosphotyrosine residue binding. The record is from RefSeq and is a predicted model, not a curated record. The transcript has 5 exons. Lineage: Eukaryota; Metazoa; Chordata; Aves; Psittaciformes; Psittaculidae.
CACCCCACAGGGCCCCUCAGAGCCAUCCUGUCCCAGCCACAGCCAUGGAGUCGGUGGCUCUGUACAGCUUCCAGACCACGGAGAAGGAUGAGCUGCCCUUCCACAAAGGGGACACCCUGAAGAUCCUCAACAUGGAAGAUGACCAGAACUGGUACAAGGCUGAGCUGCACGGCUGUGAGGGCUUCAUCCCCAAGAACUACAUCAAGGUCAAGCCUCACCCCUGGUAUGCAGGAAGGAUCUCCCGGCAUCUGGCAGAGGAGCAGCUCCUCCAGCGCAAGCACAUCGGAGCCUUCCUGAUCCGAGACAGUGAGAGUGCUCCGGGGGAGUUCUCCAUCUCCGUCAACUAUGGGCAGCACGUCCAGCACUUCAAGGUGCUCAGGGAGAGAAAUGGCAAAUAUUACCUCUGGGAGGAGAAGUUCAACUCCCUCAAUGAGCUGGUGGAUUUCUACAGGACCACGACCAUCGCCAAAAAGCAGCAGAUCUUCCUGCGGGAUGAGGACCAGGGACAGGAGGUGAGACCCAGGUUCGUGCAGGCCCAGUUUGAUUUCUCCCCCCACGACCCAUCCCAGCUUCCCUUCCUCCGCGGGGACAUCAUUGAGGUCCUGGACUGCCCCGACCCCAACUGGUGGCAGGGGAAGAUCUACGGGCGCAUCGGGCUCUUCCCUCGCAGCUACGUGCACCCCAUCUGCAAGUGAGCUGCUAUGGGCGAGCAGGGGGGGACCACGGCCCUGCUGCCCCCCACUCACCGGACUGCACAUCCCCUUGUCCCCAUGGAUGGUGCCGGUACCUCCGCAGGGCUGGCAGCACACAAGGACUCGGUGCCAUGGGGGCUGUGCUGGAGGUAAUGGACAGGAUCAUGGGGAUCCCCAUCCAAGGGUGCCCAUUUCCAGCAGCCUGGAAUGUCAGCUCUCCCUGCUCCCUGCCCAGGAGACCUCCAGCAUUCCCAGACCAGGCAUUGCCUUGCAUUGGGAGCAGCACAGAGCAUCGGACCGCGGCCAUAAAACCUUCUCCCGAGCCUGAUGGGAUGGCAGCUAUGGAGGGGAUGAGAAUGUGUAUCCCAAACCUUUGCUCCUCUCCAGGGCAAGCAAAGCCCAGGUUCCAAGCAGGGCUGCAGGCAGCCGGGAUGCGGCCAGGCUUGGUUCCUGCAUGGAGGGAUGCUGGGAAAGGCUGAUCCAGGGGGUUCAGUCCUGCUGUAAAUAGCUGCAAAUUGUACCUUUUGUGAUGUAGUUUUACUCAGAGCUGGUAAAACGUGU